UAUGUUGAAAUUAAAAGCAGAACUGAAAAUGGCUCCAACAAACUCAGACAUGAUUUGGGGUGAAUCAAUCAUGUCAAGUAAGUGCAACGACAACAUGAGAAGAAGGUUCAAUGAUGAGCAGAUUAAGUCAUUAGAAAACAUGUUUGAGACAGAGUCAAGGCCUGAAUUGAGGACAAAACAGCAACUGGCUAAAAGGCUUGGACUGCAGCCAAGACAAGUAGCUAUAUGGUUUCAGAACAAGAGAGCUAGAUCGAAAUCGAAGCAACUUGAAUUGGAGUAUAGAAUGCUUCAAAUCAGUUAUGACAACUUAGGUUCCAAGUAUGAAUUACUCAAAAAAGAGCAUGAAUCCCUCCUCAUCCAGCUGCAGAGACUUAAAAAGUUAAUGGAAAAGGAUGACAAUGAGAAAGAUGUGAAUAAAAAAUCAGAAACGGAAGUGAAACAAGAUGAUUUUGCACCAGAAUUUGGCAGCAGGGGAAUUGACUACUUGAGAGCAGAAUCUGAUAUUUUAGACAUGGCACAAAUAGCUGAUGGCUUAUCGGAGAUUGAAAAUGAAUUCAACUUCGAGUCCAGAACGUUUCUUCAUGAUACUGGUUGUACAUCACCAUUGUGGGAAUUUUAGUGUUGAAACUUUGCUGUCUGUUACACAAUCUUUUUGUCAACCUAAAAUGAAUGAUGAAUAAUGACAUGUAAUAUAUUAAUAUGUACUGCCAAAUUAAAACUCAUACUUGUAUGCAUCUACAAAAUCAAAGAUGGUUUAAACAAA
Messenger RNA from Solanum lycopersicum (tomato), 763 nucleotides. RefSeq names its product homeobox-leucine zipper protein ATHB-7-like. The record is from RefSeq and is a predicted model, not a curated record. Gene Ontology annotation, molecular function: sequence-specific DNA binding; DNA-binding transcription factor activity, RNA polymerase II-specific. Gene Ontology annotation, cellular component: nucleus. NCBI's taxonomy places the organism in Eukaryota, Viridiplantae, Streptophyta, Magnoliopsida, Solanales, Solanaceae. Gene Ontology annotation, biological process: positive regulation of DNA-templated transcription.